AUGGUGACUUGUGCUGUCAUUAUCGACUUUUGGUCUGUUGUUAACUAUGCGGCAUGGGUUCGCGUCCUUGAUGCUUUGCUCAUCAUCAGAAAUUUACUAUUGGUCAAUCUUAACGGCAAGUUGGAGGUUGUGUUUGCAAUUUCAAAGGUUGCUCUGGUUGUUGGCGUGAAAAUCUGGAAUGUCUUCAUCACCUCUGGCGCAGGCCCACAGGGCUAUCCCGUGGGAUUUCGGUUUUGGCGAGACCCUGGGCCCUUUGCGCAGUUCCUUGGGAUCGAUGGCUCAUGGGGACGGCUCCUAGGAUUUUGGCGUGUUUUAAACAGUGCAGCCUAUGCAUUUUCAAAUGUUGAGAAUAUCUCGGUUGCAGCAGCUGAGAUGCAAAACCCUCGCCAUAACAUCCCCAAGGCUGCCAAACGUGUGUUUUGGAGAAUCCUGACAUUUAAUCUGAUCACCAUUUUCAGGAUGGGCCUUGUAGUUCCCUCCAACGAUACUGAGCUGCUGUCAAACUCCGGGGAUAUAAGAGCGUCUCCAUUUGCGAUUGCUGACACCAAUGUCGGGAUCACAGUGGUAUCUUUGAUAAUAAAUGCCGUCGUUGUCACAAGUGCAUGGGGCGCUGGUAACUCUGCAAUGCUCGUUGGAACCAGACGCCAUAUGGUCUCGCUCAAGAGGGGCAUGCUCCAAAGCUAUUCAUUCGCAUCAAUCGCUUCGAAGUUCCCUGGACAUCAGUUGCUGUAG
This is a messenger RNA of Penicillium digitatum Pd1, 732 nucleotides long. RefSeq names its product Amino acid/polyamine transporter I. Gene Ontology annotation, molecular function: amino acid transmembrane transporter activity. Gene Ontology annotation, biological process: amino acid transmembrane transport. Gene Ontology annotation, cellular component: membrane. The record is from RefSeq and is a predicted model, not a curated record. Lineage: Eukaryota; Fungi; Ascomycota; Eurotiomycetes; Eurotiales; Aspergillaceae.